Seriola dumerili (greater amberjack) is the source of this 2077-nucleotide messenger RNA. RefSeq names its product nebulette (gene nebl). Bases 186 to 1241 code for a protein of 351 amino acids. The record is from RefSeq and is a predicted model, not a curated record. Gene Ontology annotation, cellular component: focal adhesion. Lineage: Eukaryota; Metazoa; Chordata; Actinopteri; Carangiformes; Carangidae. The transcript has 9 exons. Gene Ontology annotation, molecular function: actin filament binding.
UUCAGACCGGACGGUACGCCGCUGAACGAAGGAGGAGCACCGUCAUCCCUGUCAGCUUUGCAGUUUCUUCACUUUGUUUACAGUGUCAAGUGGACGGUUGGGACCCCUGGGUGCUUUCUGGACAACAUUAAGUCUCUGAAGAACUAGUGGAAUUUAACCGCUGGAGCACAGAGGAGGUUUGGAGGAUGAACCCCCAGUGUGCCCGCUGUGGGAAGAUCGUCUACCCGACGGAGAAAGUCAGCUGCCUGGACAAGAACUGGCACAAAGGAUGUUUCCACUGCGAGGUUUGCAAGAUGACCCUGAACAUGAAGAACUACAAAGGCUACGACAAGAAACCCUACUGCAAUGCACAUUACCCCAAGACAUCGUUCACCAUCGUGGCCGACACACCGGAGAACCUGAGACUGAGGCAGCAGAGCGAGCUGCAGAGCCAGGUGAAGUACAAGAAGGACUUUGAGGAGAGUAAAGGUCGAGGGUUCAGCAUCGUGUCCGACACUCCAGAGAUGCAAAGACUCAGAAGGACUCAGGAGCAGAUCAGUAACGCCAAGUACCACGAGGACUUUGAGCGGGCGCGCGGUCGAGGCGGCACGCCGGGACUGGACGACCACAGCAUGGAGCGUUACCAGCGAGCCAAUCAGAUGAUAGGAGAGGCGGGCUACAGCAAAGGGAUCCACUCCCAGUCGAUGGAGAUGGACAGACGACCAGGAGGCAUCAUUGUAGACCUGAAGGUGUGGAGGACAGACCCAGGCUCCAUAUUUGACUUUGACCCUCUGGAGGACAACAUCCAGUCCAAGAGCCUCCGCAGGAUGUCUGAGCGGGCCGACCGCCGGCUGAGCAGGCAGCACUCCCAGCAGUCUCUGACCCACAGCCAGGCUCAGUCUGUUAGCUCGCUGACCUCUGACCUCUGGGACCGCAGCAGCACCGAAACGCCUGCUCCCGUCCUUCCAGGAGCGUACCAUCAGGGCGUUCAGAUGCAGCAGCAGCAGCAGUUCCACGGCUACAUGCACCAAACCAGCAUGUCGUCUGUCAGAUCCGUCACCUCCCCGUCCAACUCAGCCACCAUGCGUGUCUAUCGGGCGCUGUACGACUACGCCGCUCAGGACCACGACGAGGUCUCGUUCAGGGACGGCGACGUCAUCAUUAACGCUCAGCCCAUCGACGAGGGCUGGAUGUACGGCACCGUGCAGAGAACCGGCAAGUCCGGCAUGCUGCCGGCAAACUACGUGGAGAGCUGCAACUGAAGGAGGGAGCAGGGAGCGGAGGGAGGGAGCGGAGAUGGAGGUCAGGCAGGGUUAACGUUUAAAAAAUCAGACGUCGCUGAUGUUCUUUGUAUUUCCAGGUUGUUUGUUGGUGUUUGUUUCUUCUUCCUGUGGAAAACUGGACAAAUAGUUUAAAGGAGGAAAGAAUUCACACUUCAAUAGUCAGAGUCAAGUUUUGGUGUCAAUCAUUGAGCAUCAAAAAGACCAGAAUGCAACGCAGCUACAAGACAAGCUUGUUUUCUGGAGCGUUACUGAAAGGCAUUCUGGGAAACGUAGGCAAGGGGAUGUAGAUUCACCCAAACAUGUCGAUUCUUCACCAGAAAAGAACAGGUGGAAUACAGUGAACAUCAGAGAGCGCUGAUAUCAGGUAACAGAGGAGGAGGAGGAGGGAGAAAUCCAGCAUGCUGUCGAUAAGUUACGUCACAUUUUACUCGAGGAGAGAAUGACAGAAGAAGGAUGCAUGAAGAGAGGAGGUAUGGAAGAUUAGAAACAUCUCUUUUUUUUACUAUAACAGGAGGAAAGAAGCGACGGAGGAGUGCAGGAAAAGAUCCUUCAGUUUUCUAAACAGAGGAAGUAAAAUAAUUAAUACAGUUCAAACCAUUUCAGUCUGAUUAAGUUCAAAAGAACAAGUCUAGUGAUAUUUGAUUUUUUGAAUUUGUCAAUAGAAAAUAAAAAGACCAAAACUAACACGUAUCACCUGAUGUGUCUGAUUCCUCGGAGCCACAGAACUCCACUGUUCAAUAACUAUUAAAACACACUGUUGCCCCGGGAGACAAGUUCCUUCAUCACCAUGGACACACACACUGUAGUUUAUUCAG